UUAAGAACAGUUCCAACGAAAAUGUACAACGGCAGACAGCUACGAACAAAGCACACGAAAUGGGUGACGUUGACGACGAUGGCGAUCGUCGUCUUCGUCGUUGAUGCAACUAUUGUCGUAAAUCCUGAAAUAGAAGAAGCAGUGGCUUACGGUAGUGAGAUCGAUCAACCGGUAUAUAGAAAUGAUCUGCAGAAACGAGUCAUUUACGAAGGGGAUCAAGUGUGGAGGAUCUACAAGCAUAACGAUUCCGUGAACGAAUUGGUACAGCAUUACGACGAAUACGGUUCAUAUUCGAUAUGGUCGAACGAACCGUCGACUGCCGAUAUCUUCAUAAGAAGUUAUAUGCUUGAUAACGUCGAAUCGAUUCUGAAAGAUUGCGGGAUUAACUAUCAAGUUUUGAUUGAUGAUGUGCAAGAGGCGAUUGAAGAAGAGAAUACUCCUCUUUCAAUGGAAAUGCAAGAAGAGCUUGAAGGACGCAAAGCUCGUUACGUUUGGUGGUGGCAGGGAGUCAGAAGUAGGUAUCCACGUCCUCGUCCUCUUCGUUAUCCCGCUAGUGUACAUGGUGUAGGUGGUCCUUGGCGUUUUAGGGGUCAUCGAAUGGAGUGGACUAGUUAUCAUCGCCUCGAUGACAUUCACGGCUACUUGAAUUAUCUUGCGGAAACUUAUCCCGAUGUAUGCUCCAUUCAGACCAUCGGUAAUUCCAUCGAGGGUCGGCCUCUCAAGGUUCUAAGAAUCAGUAACGGUAAGACGAACGCACCUGCGAUAUGGAUCGACGGCGGUAUUCAUGCCAGGGAAUGGAUUUCACCGGCAGCUGUGACUUAUAUCAUUGACUUUUUGGUUGAAAACAGCGAAAGCUUGGAAACGGACUAUUACAUCCUGCCGGUCGUGAAUCCAGACGGAUACGAGCAUACGUUUAUUUCCGAUCGUUUAUGGAGGAAGAACAGAAGGAAAGGCGUCAAUUGCGCGGGCAUAGAUUUGAACAGAAACUUUGGCUAUCGCUGGGGUGGAAAGGGAACUAGCAGAAAUAUGUGUCACGACACGUACCCAGGCAACAAACCGUUUUCCGAGCCAGAAACUGACGCCAUUCGCAAUUUCUUCGAGAACAGUUUAGCAGAUUUCAAAGCGUAUUUGUCUUUUCAUUCGUACGGACAGUACAUACUCUACCCCUGGGGAUAUGACCAGCGUCUGCCACCUGAUUACCGCGAUCUUGACUCAGUAGGGCGACAAGCAGCUGAAGCCAUGAAGAAGGCAGCAGGUGAUAAUACAGUGUACACUGUCGGGAAUAGCGCUAUAACGUUGUAUCCUGCCGCUGGCGGUUCUGACGACUGGGCCAAGGCUUUGCUCAAGAUCAAGUACGCAUUCACGAUCGAACUGCGAGACACUGGCAGAUACGGCUUCAUACUUCCAGCUCGUUACAUUAUUCCGACGGCCAAGGAAGCGCUUGCCGCAAUACAAACAAUCACAGAAGUUGUUAAGAAGUCGUAAUUGGAUUGCCGACUGUGCGUGUAAAACUGAUUGAAAAAUUUUGCAUAGGUCUUUUAGCCAGUUGAUUUAUACUUCUGUAUUUUAUAUACUGUAUGAAAACCUGAAAAAAUCCUUAACUUUCAACAUUCGCCGUUACUAAGCGUACAUUAUCUUUAUAUUAUCAAUGUGUGAUUUGACCAUGUCGACUAUGCUAUAUAAAGAAAAAACUCUAUUUAUCUAUUUGGUAAGAUUUUGUAUAGGAUUUGUAUAUUAUGCAGAAUUGCUUUUCUUUGCGAUACUUUAUAAAUAUAUC
This is a messenger RNA of Temnothorax curvispinosus, 1777 nucleotides long. RefSeq names its product carboxypeptidase B-like. The transcript is spliced from 6 exons. Gene Ontology annotation, biological process: proteolysis. Bases 22 to 1485 code for a protein of 487 amino acids. Lineage: Eukaryota; Metazoa; Arthropoda; Insecta; Hymenoptera; Formicidae. The record is from RefSeq and is a predicted model, not a curated record. Gene Ontology annotation, molecular function: metallocarboxypeptidase activity; zinc ion binding.